AGCUUCUCGAAGUCAUCGUCUAUAAAAGGGCGUCAAGCGUCUUCUUCUUCUUCUCAGAGAGAAGACUCCGAGGCGCUCGAAGGAACCCUAGCCAUGGCAUACGUCGAGAACGGUGUUAUGAAACCAAAGAGGACAAUCUGGAGAUUGAGCAUAAUCAGUGAUUUUUUCUGGGCUAUAGUGAACCUCAUUGGGGUGUUUUUCAUCACAAUGUUCUCCUUGGACAAAUCAGAUGAGUACAAGAAAGGCACCGGUGCCACAAAGAGAUAUGGUGGUGGUGGUGGUGGUGGUCCUGGUGGAGGUGGCGGCCCUGGAAGAGGACCCCGUGCCCCUCGCUUCAUGUCUGAUAUGCGCUCAAAUGACCACAAUUCACUUCCUGCCUGUGGCUCCUGCUGUGGUGGUUAACACCCAUGAAAAUGGGAAUGUUUGGAAUCAAUAACAACGUCUGUCCGCAUAAAUUUGGUGAUAUAGAAUGCAAUAUAUGAAGACUUGAACAGUGGAUGUAAUUUGUUGGCCUUUCCUUUCUCAACUACAUUUAAAUGGACAAACAACUGGUACUUCAUCAUUAAUCGUGUUCCCCUCUCCAAGCAAUGAAGUUUGCAUCCAUCCCACUAACAUCCAGCUUUUAUGUUGUUUAUUAAUUAUCACCAUACCAAACAAGGGCGUUAUUAUUAAGUUUUUAUGUGGAGAAUGUGACAAACUUUUGACUUUGUUUAUUUAUAAACAAACCAAUGAUUAGCAAAUAAAGCACCUAUUAUUAUUGA
Dioscorea cayenensis subsp. rotundata (Guinea yam) is the source of this 761-nucleotide messenger RNA. Its product is annotated as selenoprotein K. The coding region runs from base 94 to 402 and encodes 102 amino acids. NCBI's taxonomy places the organism in Eukaryota, Viridiplantae, Streptophyta, Magnoliopsida, Dioscoreales, Dioscoreaceae. Gene Ontology annotation, biological process: endoplasmic reticulum calcium ion homeostasis; calcium ion transport. The record is from RefSeq and is a predicted model, not a curated record. The transcript has 4 exons. Gene Ontology annotation, cellular component: Golgi apparatus; endoplasmic reticulum membrane.